AUGGACCCGACGAACACUGGCGGUUUUGCAAGUCGACGACCAUCGGACUUUUCCUUCUUCUCCCAACCGCAAACUUCAAACCCAGAUCAGCGACAGCGACGUAACGGCGACGCCAUAUUCAGUGAUCCCACACGCGAUUUUCUCAUCGACUUCGGUUCUGAGGAAGGAUUCAUGCAAGCGGCAAAGAAGAAGAAGAAGGCGCCAGCCAAGGCGCCGGCGGCAAACAACAACAACGAUGACGAUGGCGCGAAGAAGGAAGACGAAGGCGCCGGUGAUGGAGGUGAUCAGGGCGGUGACGCAGGUAACGACGGCGGAGCUGCGGGCGACGGCGAUGGAGGCGACAAAGAGACACCACCAGCAGAUGAUCCGCCCCCAGAAGAUGACUGGGGCUUCGCAACCACGAAAUCCAAGAAGAAGGGCAAAAAGGCCGAUGAACCGGCACCUGAUUCAUUUGAUGAAAUCAAAUUGGACGACAUAGGCAGCGGCAACGGAUCGCUCGACAUCAAUUUCGGCUCAACGGAGACCAAGAAGUCAGGAGGAUUCGGUUGGGGACUGGGAGCGUCAAAUUGGACAACAACAGGCACGGGACUAGGGAACACAUGGGAUUGGUCUGGCGCUAACAAGAAUGCAGCCACAAGUACGCCGGCAGAGGCAAAGGAAGACGUUGAUUCAAAUCCAUGGGGCUCCAAAAGCAAAACGAAGAAGAAAAGCACGACGCUGGGGUUUUCAUUCGGCGACGACACACCAGCUGACCCGGAACCGGCACCCGAUCCGCCGCAGGAGAAAGAGGAGAAAGAUGACCCGUGGGGCUUCGGCACUGCGACUUCAAAGAAGGACAAGAAGAAGAAGAAAACCAGUAUCUGGGAUGCGGUGGAAGAGGAGAAGGCCCCUGAACCACCCAAGGAGGAGCCACCUGCAGACGACCCAUGGGGUUCGUGGGGCGGUACCACCAAGAAGGGGAAGAAGGACGACCCCCCCAAAGAGGAGCCGAAGGACGACCUGUGGGAUACCUGGGGACUUGGUAAGAAGAAAAAGAAUAAGGACGAGCCGGCGCCUGAACCAGUCCCUGAGCUGGCGCCUGACCCGCCAGCCUCUAACGAGGAUCCUUGGAGUUGGGGAACAUUAUCGGGGAAGAAGAAGAAGAAAGGUCUAGUCGACCUUGAACCUGAACCUCCCCCGGUGGCAGACCCAGAGCCGGAGCCCACCCCGCCGCCAGAGCCAGAGCCAGAGCCCGUUGAUCCUUUCGCAGGCUUGACCAAUUCACAGAAGAAGAAAAAGAAGAAGGAGAUGGCUGCCGCCGCCGCUGCUGCCGAGGCCGAAGCUGCUAAAGCCGCCGAGGCUGCUGCUGCUGCUGCCGAAGCAGAGGCUGCCGCCGCUGCCGAAGCGGAAGAGGCAGUCCGCAAGGAAGAGGAGGAACGAUUAGCAAAAGAGGCUGAAGAGCAAGCAGCCAAAGAAGCAGCAGAAGCCGAAGAGGCGGCAAAAGCAGCGGAAGCGGCGAAAGCAGCAGCAGCGGACGACUUUGGAUGGGGUGUAUCAACUAAAACCAGCAAGAAGAAGAAGAAAGGCAAAGCUGACCCAGAGCCCGAGCCGGUUCCUCCUCCACCCCCUCCAGCCCCUGAACCAGAGCCUGAGCCAGAGAAAAAGGACGACCCAUGGGGCUUCGGCACCGUGACAUCCAAAAAGGACAAGAAAAAGAAGAAGGGACUUCUUGCCGAACCUGAACCUCCCAAGGAACCGGAACCUGAACCCGAGCCGGAGCCAGUACCGGAGCCAGAGCCCGAACCGGAGAAGCCAGCAGAAGAUGACUUUUGGGCCAGUCUAACAGGAUCUAAAAAGGACAAAAAGAAGAAGAAGGGCAAGACUACCGAUCCCGAGCCGGAACCCAUUCCUGAACCUGCGCCCGAGCCCCCUGCUGCUGAUCCAGAGCCAGAACCUAUAGCGGACGACGACUGGGCAAGCUUCGGCCUUUCCAAGAAGGACAAGAAGAAGAAGAAAGGCAAAUUGGCGGAUCCCGAACCCGAACCCGAGAUUGAAGCGGAGCCUGAACCUGAAAAGAAGGAUGACGACGACUUCUGGGCCGCUGCUACUAGUUCGAAGAAGGACAAAAAGAAGAAGAAGGAGGCCGAAGCUGAAAAGUCCAAAGAUGACUCUUGGGGCAUUUGGGACAAGGAGAAGGAGAAGGAGAAGGACAAAGACAAGGAGAAGGAAAAGAAGAAGAAGAGCAAGGAGGCCGAUAAGGAGGCUGAGGAACCGAAGGCUGAAGUGGAUGAAUGGGCCGGUUUGAGCAAGUCGGACAAGAAGAAGAAGAAGAAAGAUGCCAUGGCCUUGGUUGAGUUUGGCGGAGAGGACGAGCCUACCCCUGCCGAGGAAGCCCCCCCUGCUGUGCCAGACAUUGCCGAUCCCCUGGAUGGCGGCGGCUUCUUCAGCUCAUGGAACAUCGGCGACAAGAAGAAGAAAGGAGCCGACGCCGACGAAGGCGCUUCUAUGAAGCCCGAUGCAAUCGAGGAGCCCACAGAUGACAUCUGGGGAACCUCGUCCUCCAAGAAGAAGAAGGACAAAUCCAAGAACGAGCCCAUUGAAGUCGUGGACGAGGAGCCCACCGUGGAUUCCGAGACCAAAGACGACGAUGACUGGGCCGCCUGGGGAUCCUCCAAGAAGAAGUCUAAGAACCCUCCCACCCCUCCCUCAUUGGACAUGGCUGAGCCUGUAGCAGAAGCAGAACCUGAGAAAGAGAAAUCCAGCUUUUGGGAUAAAGACAAGGAAAAGGAGAACGAGAAGGAGCUCAAGAAGCUCGAGAAAGAAAAGAAAAAGGCUGAAAAGGAGGAAGCAGCGCGGUUAGCCAAAGAGGAAGAGGAGGCUGCCACUGCUGCUGCUGAUGCCGCAGCUAAGGAAGAGGAAGAACGCCUUGCGCAAGAAGCAGAGGAGGCCGCGGCAGCGGAGGCGGCUGAGGCGGCCGAGAAGGCACGAUUCGAAGAAGAGGAGGCUGCAAAGAUUGCGGAUGAGGAGGAGCAAUUCGCUGCCUUGGAGGCCAAGAAGGCCAAAAAGGGCAAGUUGACCAAGAAGGACCAGGGUGCAUCAAUCGACGAGCGCGCUGCUGCAUCCCAAGCUGCUGCGGAUGCCGAAGCGGCCGCCGCUGCUGAAGCUGAAGAAGCCGCUCGCAUCGAGGAGGAAGAGCGACUCGCCAAGGAAGCAGAAGAAGCUGCUGCCAAGGAAGCCGAGGAGCAGGCGGCACGUGAGCGAGAGGAAGCUGAAGCAGCGGAGAAGAAAGCGAAGAAAAGCUCCAAGACGGAGAAGGAGUCCAAGUCCAAGUCUAAGAAGGAGAAGGAGAAAGAAAAGGAGAAGGAGAAAGAGAAGGAAAAGAAGGAGAAGAAGGAUAAGAAGGACAAGAAAAGCAAGGACAAGGAGAAGGAGAAGGAAGAGGAGCCGGAGCCGGAGUCGGCACCAGUCGAGGACAUCGACAACGAGGAUGAGCUGGCUGAUAUUGAGCUGACCGAGGACCAAAUCGAGGAGCUCCUGGCCGAUCCCGAGCCUGAGGAAGCUGCCCCUCCUCCACCACCCCCGGCGCCGGAAGUAAAGCCAUCCAACGAUGCCUUCAGUUUCUGGGGCGUUGGCACUAAGAAGUCGAAGAAAGGUCUAGAAGGUGCGAAUCUCGGUUGGAAUGACACGACUACAUCAUCCGCCACAAACAACGAUGCCCUGUCCUGGAUGCAACCGUCUACGGCUCGUAAGGGCAAAGGAAACAAGAUUACUGACAGAUUAAAAGCGUUUGAACCCAUCCCGCCGCCAGAAGACGAACCUGAGCCCGUUGUAGAGGAACCUGCUCCUGAAGAGCCAGCACCAGAAGAACCGGCCCCGGAGGACCCUCCACCCGAGGAACCGGAACCCGCACCACCAACUCCUCCCCCCGUCGUCUUGUCGAAGGAAGAGAGAAAACGACUGAAGAAGGAGAAGAAGCGCGCUGCCGAAGCUGCACCCGCGCCUCCGCCGCCACCGCCUCCUCCUGUUGUCGAGGAGCCACCGUUAGUCGACGUUGAAGAACCAGCUGACGAGAACAAGUCUUCGGAGCCGCCUGGAGCUUUCCCCGUCGAAGAGGAUGAGAACGAGAUCAUCGAAGUGAUUGAAAUGCCAGUGGAGAAGAAGAAAAAGAAGAGUAAGAAAAACAGAGAUAGGGAUAUACUCGCCGAAGAAGUCCCUCCUCCACCAGCUCCACCCCCGCCUCCGGCCGUUCCUGAGGCUCCUGAAGACCCUGUGCCUGAGGAGGAACCCGCCCCCGAGGAAGAGCCCAUCUCACCUCCACCUGAGCCGAAGUCAAGCAAGAAGGACCGGGCGAAAAUCAACCGAGAAGGUUCCUCGUGGGGUAUGUGGUCGGCUUCACCUCGCGAGAAGGAGAGAGACCGCGACCGCGAACGUGAUCGUGACCGCGACAGAGACCGGAAAUCCAAGUCAAAAUCCGAAAGGCGUGAAAAGAAACAUGCUUACGGCGACGAGGAAAAAGUCAAGACUUCCUCCAAGGGUUCAAGCUCUGGCAAGGGCGACCGCGCCGAUAGAGACGUUGAGACACCAGCCCGGCCGAAACUUAUGUCGAUGUUCAGCACACCGCCCAUUUCCCGGACGACAUCCACCCGGGACCGGCGACACAGACCGUCCCGUCGUCAUUCGGUCGACGCGAGCGGAUUGGUGUCGCCACCUCCCGAGGAAGCCCCUCCACCUCCCAUGUCCUCCAAAGCCGCCAAAGUGCUUGGAGUCGACAAGUCCAGCAGCAGGCGCCGCAAGCACGAUCAUAUUGUUGACGAAGACAUUGUCAUGGUCGGCGCCAAUGGUGACGGCGAGGACGGCAGCCCUCCCAAGUCAUCACGCCGACGAUCUAGAUACGCUAAAGACGAUGACCUUGUCAUGGUGGACCCCGAUGGCCCUUCCGAGCCACCACCGAUGAAACGAUCCAGCUCGAGUGCGAAGAAGGGCCUAGGAGGCCUGUUCAGUGGCCUCAGAACACCCAAGACAGAGCGUCCGGACCCGUUGCGGAGGCGACACACCUAUGCGACCGAUGAUGACACCAGGCGCGAACGCCGUCAACGAUCCCAUGCCGAUGCAGACGAAGCGGACCCCGCAGCGAUGACCGACAUGGACCAGGAGGCUCGCCGCGCUGCUCGCCGUGCUCGUCGCGCUGCCAGGAAUGCCGAGGCGGCCGAGGCCGAGGUCGUCGAGCCGGAUCCCGAAGAGGCACGUCGCGCCGCCAAAGAAGAGGCCCGGCGCGAGCGCCACCACGAAGAGGACGCCGAACAGCAGGAGAAGGAGCUGAGACGUGCAGAACGGCGCGCGGCUCGCUCUCGCGGACACCGCGACCAACGUGAGGAAGAGGAACGGAGAAUGGCUGAAGAUAGGGAGGCCGAGCGUGCCGAACGGCGGAGACAGCGCGAGGCGACUGCCGCAGCGGAGGCUGACGCAGAUGCUCGACGCGCAGCCCGGGAAGAACGCCGACGAGCCCCGGCGCCGCCGCCACCGCCGAUGGACGAAGAAGAAGCCCGUAGAGCCAGAAAGGAAGCCAGACGUGCUGCGCGGACCGACGCGGAAGAAAUCCGGCGAACCCGGGAGUCCGGGGACGAAGGCAUGCAUUCCUCGCGACAUCGGUACAGACGUAACGAGGAGUCCAAGCCGGCGUGGCCUCACUCCGGAACGUCAUCGUGGGUCAAGGAGCACACUGACGCCGGCCCGCCUCCGGACGAUGGCGGACAACAGACGGACGCCGUGCCCCAGACCGAAGAUGAGGCGCGCCGUGAACGGCGCGAGCGUCGUCGCAGGGCCAGGUACGAGGACGGUACUGCAGACGAGGCGGAUGAUCGCCGCCGUAGAGCCCGGCGCGAAGAGCGUGAGCGUCGGACGUACGGCGGUAGCGGGGGUGCCGGAGGCGGCGGCGGCUCCGAGGGGAGCGACGAGCGGCGUCGGCAGGCCAUGUUCUCCGAUGCGACGGCUACGCCGCGGAGUAGUUGGUGGAGAAAGCUGACUGGUUGA
Molecule: messenger RNA, 6009 nt
Organism: Colletotrichum acutatum
Lineage: Eukaryota; Fungi; Ascomycota; Sordariomycetes; Glomerellales; Glomerellaceae
Exons: 17
Coding region: 1-6009 (2002 amino acids)
Source: RefSeq, a predicted model, not a curated record